This is a messenger RNA of Fraxinus pennsylvanica, 1404 nucleotides long. The record is from the annotation of a GenBank genome assembly. Lineage: Eukaryota; Viridiplantae; Streptophyta; Magnoliopsida; Lamiales; Oleaceae.
AUGCAGGGCCAAGAUAUUUGGUCGAGGACAUGCGGCGGAGAAACUUAUGAGCUAAACAAACUCUACGGUCAACCAAUACACACACUCCAGCGUGUAUGUGUAAAAAGCCGCCUUUUUAUACGUUUCGAAUCACCCACCUGGAAAGUAUCUCUCGAAGGUUGUAAGAUGGCAGCAACGUCAACAACCAACUUUUCUAUUAGAUCUGCUGCAUCUGCCGGCUCCAAACUAGGCCCAUAUUCACAGUCAAAGCCCUCUGGUAUCAGAUUCAAUUCUACAAAUUACCUAUGGAAUUUCAAUGGCCUCAAGACUGCUAACUCUGUGAGCUGUGAAUCAAAAUCAUCGCUCUUAGGCAGUGAAAGCACUGCAGCUCUUAAGCGCUCUUAUAUUGGUAAAGUCCGAAAAUAUAACAUGAUAUCUUACAGAAAAGUCCAGCUUCAGGCAUCUUAUAAAGUAGCAGUCCUAGGAGCUGCUGGUGGUAUAGGCCAGCCACUAGCACUUCUGAUCAAGAUGUCACCAUUGGUUUCUGCACUGCACCUCUAUGAUAUAGCAAAUGUAAAAGGAGUUGCAGCGGACCUUAGUCACUGCAACACACCCUCUCAGGUAUUGGAUUUCACUGGAGCGUCUGAAUUGGCUGCUUGUUUAAAGGAUGUAAAUGUUGUUGUCAUACCUGCCGGUGUUCCAAGGAAGCCGGGAAUGACCCGUGAUGACCUAUUUAACAUUAAUGCCAACAUAGUGAAGACUUUAGUUGAGGCUGUUGCUGAUAACUGCCCCGACGCCUUCAUCCACAUUAUUAGUAACCCUGUUAACUCCACCAUGCCAAUUGCUGCGGAAGUCUUGAAGCAAAAGGGGGUAUAUGAUCCAAAGAAACUCUUUGGAGUUACCACCCUUGAUGUUGUAAGGGCAAAUACAUUUGUUGCUCAGAAGAAAAACCUAAAGCUCAUUGAUGUUGAUGUCCCAGUCAUUGGAGGUCAUGCUGGGAUUACUAUUUUGCCCUUGCUGUCAAAGACAAAACCGUCAGUUACUUUCACUGAUGAAGAAGUUCAGGAGCUAACUGUCAGGAUUCAAAAUGCUGGGACAGAAGUUGUUGAGGCAAAGGCUGGUGCAGGGUCAGCUACUCUUUCUAUGGCCUAUGCCGCAGCAAGAUUUGUUGAGUCCUCGCUCCGUGCUCUUGAUGGGGAUAGUGAUGUCUAUGAGUGCACCUUUGUCGAGUCUGACUUGACAGAGCUCCCAUUCUUCGCCUCAAGGGUUAAGCUAGGACGGAAUGGGGUUGAGGCAUUGAUUUCAUCAGACCUCCAAGGAUUAUCCGAGUAUGAACAGAAGGCUUUAGAAGAGCUCAAGCCAGAGCUAAAGGCCAGCAUUGAGAAAGGUGUAGCUUUCAUUCAGAAGCAACCUGUGACUGCUUAG